Heterobilharzia americana is the source of this 3600-nucleotide messenger RNA. The record is from the annotation of a GenBank genome assembly. NCBI's taxonomy places the organism in Eukaryota, Metazoa, Platyhelminthes, Trematoda, Strigeidida, Schistosomatidae.
AUGCCAACAAUCAUAUAUAAUCUCGCUGAUGAAACACCAGCUGGUUCAUUGAUUGGCAAUGUAGCGGAGAAUUUAUCACCAGACUAUGCGCGGAAAUACACAUUUCUUUUAAUCUCUUCAGUAAAAUUUCAGUAUUUAAGUGAUUUUUUCAAAAUUUCACCCAAUGGUUAUUUAACUACCCUACGUCAUAUUGAUCGAGAUAAUACAAAUGAUGUAUGUGGUCCGUUGGAUUGUUGCUCCUCAGCUAUCUGUCAAAUUGAAGCAAACAUCAUCCUUACCAAACAGUGGGAUACAAAUGGAAAACAAGCUAACUAUCAAAUAAAACAACUAACUAAAGAUUAUGCAACCAAUGAAGAUAUCUUAGGACGAAAUUUGAUUACAUUAAAUGAAUCUAGCCAACAACGUGUCAUCCGAUUAUAUAUCCGAAUUAAUGAUGCUAAUGAUAACCCACCACGUUUUAUGUCUACUAGUAUGCUUAAACAUGACCAAUCGAAACCAGUAAAUCAAUUAAUCAACAGACCAUUUAUUAUUUACAUUAGAGAAGGUGAUACAAAUGGAUUUGAAGGUCUUCCAAUAGCCUCAGAUGCCGAUUCAGAAGUGAAUGGGAUUGUUGCCUAUAAACUUAUUGAACAGACGAGUAAAGGUGAUCCAGUCAGAGAACCGCGACUGAAUAUUAGCAUGACAUAUGCUGACUUUGCACAGAAACCGAAUGUCCGCCUGCUGGACAUCAAUGAUAAUUCACCGAUAUUUGCCCAAUACUCAGAAGUGGAAAGUUUAAUUAGCCUACCAGAGAAUACAACCUUGAAUUAUAAACCGUUUAUUACUGUGAAUGCAACCGAUGCUGAUUCAGGAGAUAACGGUCGAAUCACCUACUCCUUCAGUCCACUGGCGAAUAACUUGGUCUUGUCGAAAUUCAACAUUGAUUCAAGAACUGGUGCAAUUACAAUUAGAGAACCAUUGGAUUAUGAAGUCUACUCGGAGCGUAAUUUUGUCCUUCCAGUUGUCGCUAAAGACUCAGGUAGUCCACAACACUCGAGUACAACAUCGAUAUAUGUUCAAAUUAAAGAUGUUAAUGAUAAUGUUCCAACACUUGUGGUGCAAGAGAAUAUCACAAUACCUGAAGGACAGGUUUUUACAAAACCUGUACUUCGUUUCUAUGUCAGAGAUGAGGAUGAAGUAUCGCAUGGAAAUAUUAUUUGUAAGCCAGUCCCACUGGAUGCCAAUAACUAUAUUCAUGACAAAGAACUUGUAGCUGGUCAAGACUAUCUAAGGCUACAUCCAGUCUCAGAUACAGUGUUCUUUGUAUUUACAAAAGGUGUACUUGACUAUGAAAAGAUUCCUAGAGCAUCUUUACUGAUUGAAUGCUUGGAUUCAGCUGAGGUGAAACAACAGAACAGCACUUCCAAAUCACAACAGAAACACCAACUGUUACAGCUAAAAUCACAUCGAAUUCGUAUUACGGCUGCUAUACGUGAUCAAAACGAUAAUAUGCCAGUAUUUACACAAACAAAGUAUUAUGUAAAAAUACCUGAACACGUUCAUGAGGGUUCCCUGGUGACUGAAGUUAGAGCACAUGAUUUGGAUAGUGGGGAAUACGGUCAGUUAACUUAUCAACUAGGUCCUGUUGCUAAGCCGUCUGGUGUUUUAAUCGAUACACCCAACAGUAAUAACAUCGUCAAUAUGCGCUUAAAACAACCAUUUCAAAUUGAACCAACUACUGGGAUAAUUAAAGUAUUGCAUAAUGACAUGUUAGACCGUGAACAAACAGAAUUUUUGUAUAUACCAAUUAUAGCCAAAGAUAAAGGCGGUUUAACUGCAACAGCACAGUUGAUUAUCGAAUUAAUCGAUAUAAAUGAUAAUCCACCUAAACUAGUUAGUUCACAAGAUUUAAAAGUAGAAGAAAAUCAAAAAAUCAAUACUAUCAUUGGUUCAAUACACUUGAUUGAUUUAGAUAAAGGGAAAAAUUCACGUAUCCACUUACUGAUCACAAAUCAACACAAUAAACUUAAUGAAAUGAUAAAAUAUGUAAAAAUUGUACCAGAUUUUAAUUUCAACUACUCUCAAUCAACACCAAAUGAAUUAAUCAAUAAUGGAGAUAUCAAAGCUCUACUUGUAAGCCAAAUACCUUUGGAUCGAGAGAAAACAGCUACUAUUUUCUAUGAAAUUGUAUCUUAUGAUGAAGGUCAAUCAGCACAUAGUGUGACGCAUACAAUUACUAUACAUGUGACCGAUCAAAAUGAUAAUAUCCCCAUGUGUACAUAUCCUAUUUUUGACAGUAUAAUUGGAUAUCAUCCAAUCAUUUAUACCAACACGCCGGUACACAGUUUAGUUAUACAAGUAAGAGGAUAUGAUCCUGAUCAAGGUUUGAAUGGUACUAUUCUCUAUCAUCUAGACAAAUCUACCAACGGUAGUGAAUAUUUUUAUCUUAACCAGUCAACAGGUGAAUUGUUUACAAAUUGGCUUUCAAAUUUAAAUUCCCAUCAACCUUCAGAAUAUACAAAUAAUCAUCAAAACAUUAAAACAAACCCUAAUGUCAUUGAACCUCAUGAAGGUAUUUAUCAAAUUAAAAUAUUACUUACAGAUAUGGGUAUACCAGCUUUAUCGAAAGAAACACAAUUUUUUGUGAAAAUUAAUCCACUCAAUCCCAACUUGAAUAAAUGGAAUACAGUUGAAACAACAGUAAUGCAUCAACCCAAUAAAUCGAUACCUUUAAAUUCAAAUUUUAAAUUAUUAUUAAAUAAUCGUUUUGUAAUAAUUUCAUUAAUACUUUUUAUCAUACUGUUAAUUAUAACUAUCAUGGGGAUAGCGUUUUGGACUAGAUCUCAUCGUAAACAGAAAAUAUGCCAUUCAAUUAAAUCAAUGAUAUCAGAUCAGAAUGAAUGUAAUCCAAUUAUAAUGCCUACUACAAUAGAAAAGAAUAAUGAACAUCAGAAUAAAGAAAUAUUGCCUAUUUUAACCUACGAUGGGAGGACAGAUAAGUCACCAGUUGUUCAACAUCAAAAUUUGCAUAUCCUAACUACACAUAAUGAAAAUGAACAAAAACUCGAUGGUAUCAUAUCGAAUAUGUUGAGUACACCGAAUUUUAAGACGGUUAAUCAUGUUGGUUCACUAUGGCCACCAGAUUCAAGUACACUUGAUCAAUACACAGAUAAAAAUGAGAAAACUCUUGACAGACACAGUACAUACUCUCAUUUUUCGGUUAACAGCGAUCAUCACAACAGUAGUUAUAUCCACCCUAACCCUGGUUUUUCAAGUCAACUGCAAACUAAUCCAUUAUUUUCAUUUCCUUUUGGAUAUGACACUAGUAAAAGUCUAAUCAGUGAUAGCCAACAACAACAAUCAACCAGUCAAAAACUCUCUUCAUUAGUCUAUUCACCAAAUGCUUAUUAUUCAAUGUCUACUAAUCCUCUAUAUACACAGAAUACCAUUGUGAGCAAUGCUGAGAUUAUGAAAUAUAACAAUAACCUUAAUUGGAACGGUGGCAACUAUUUAUCUCCUCCAGAACAAAAAUCACUUCAGUAUUCCAUUGUUUAUCCCGGACAUCAUUAUCCACAUUCAUCAUUAGACAGAUCUGAGCAAGAUUAUUAUAAUCAAAGUUAA